This is a messenger RNA of Esox lucius (northern pike), 3190 nucleotides long. RefSeq names its product citrate synthase, mitochondrial-like. Bases 156 to 1568 code for a protein of 470 amino acids. The record is from RefSeq and is a predicted model, not a curated record. Gene Ontology annotation, biological process: carbohydrate metabolic process; citrate metabolic process; tricarboxylic acid cycle. Lineage: Eukaryota; Metazoa; Chordata; Actinopteri; Esociformes; Esocidae. Gene Ontology annotation, cellular component: mitochondrial matrix. The transcript is spliced from 11 exons.
UACGUCACUCAAACCACACUCGUCCCAGCCAAUCCCUUUGUAGGCCUGUUCAUCUCCCUCAACCUUCACCUACCAUCAAACUCAGGAGGGGCACCUUCAACGAGGUACUGGGGAUUUUAGUAUUAAUCCAUCAAGAUAAAUCCCUCACAUCCACUAUGUCCCUUUUGUCAGCCUGCAAGUUUGCCACGACAUUCUUGAAUUCAACCAAGAGCGCAGCAUGUCUCUUUGUGGCUUCCAGAAAUGCCACUACUUCAACAAACCUGAAAGAUGUGCUCACAGAUCUCGUCCCUAAAGAACAAAGUAGGAUUAAGAACUUCAAAGCACAAUAUGGCAAGACCAACAUCGGCUCAAUCACUGUGGAUAUGAUCUAUGGCGGGAUGAGAGGUAUGAAGGGCCUGGUGUAUGAAACAUCCGUCCUGGAUGCAGAUGAGGGAAUCCGUUUCCGUGGUUACAGCAUCCCGGAGUGCCAGCGACUGUUGCCCAAGGCCCCAGGUGGUGAGGAACCCCUACCUGAAGGUCUGUUUUGGCUGCUGGUAACUGGCCAGGUGCCGUCCCAGGAGCAGGCAAGCUGGCUGUCCAAGGAGUGGGCCAAGCGUGCGGCUCUUCCCUCCCAUGUGGUCACUAUGCUGGAUAACUUCCCCACCAAUCUUCACCCCAUGUCUCAGUUCAGCGCUGCCAUCACCGCUCUGAACAGUGAGAGCAGCUUUGCCCGGGCCUACUCUGAGGGGGUCAACAAGGCCAAGUACUGGGAGUAUAUCUACGAAGACUCCAUGGAUCUAAUUGCUAAGCUGCCCUGUGUGGCGGCUAAGAUUUACCGCAACCUUUACCGCGAGGGCAGCAGCAUUGGUGCCAUCGACUCAAGCCUGGACUGGUCACACAACUUCACCAACAUGCUGGGCUACAGUGACGCUACCUUCACGGAGCUCAUGCGCCUUUAUCUCACCAUCCACAGUGACCACGAGGGUGGUAACGUCAGUGCCCACACAAGCCACCUAGUGGGCAGUGCCCUGUCGGAUCCCUACCUCUCCUUCAGCGCAGCUAUGAACGGGUUGGCUGGACCGCUUCAUGGACUUGCUAACCAGGAAGUGCUGGUGUGGCUGACAGCCCUGCAGAAGGAAAUGGGAGGCGAGGUGUCGGAUGAAGCCAUGAGAGACUACAUCUGGAACACUCUUAAGUCUGGAAGGGUGGUCCCGGGCUACGGCCAUGCCGUCCUCAGGAAGACCGACCCCAGGUACACCUGUCAGCAGGAGUUUGCCUUCAAGCACCUGCCCAAUGAUCCCAUGUUCAAGCUGGUGCACCAACUCUACAAGAUUGUGCCCAAUGUGCUACUGGAGCAGGGCAAGGCCAAGAACCCCUGGCCCAAUGUGGAUGCCCACAGUGGAGUUCUGUUGCAGUAUUACGGCAUGACUGAGAUGAACUACUACACAGUGUUGUUCGGUGUGUCGCGAGCCCUAGGGGUUCUGGCACAGCUCAUCUGGAGCCGAGCCCUGGGCUUCCCCCUGGAGCGCCCCAAAUCCAUGAGCACGGAUGGACUUAUGACCCUAGUUGGAGCCAACAAGUCCGGGUGAAGGUGAAUUAUGAAGAAUUGGAGGAGGGUGAAGAAGAACAAAGGGGGGGUGGGUGGGGUAAAGGAGGGGGAGUGGGAUUCAAAAGAUGCCGUAGUCUUAAGAAAACAUUAAAGAAGGGCCUUUGCUGGAUUUAGUCGGUUGAUUUUCAGUGACACUAGGGUAAUUUUCCUUUUGUGAGACUGCGCCAUGGUUGUUGUCUUUGAGAUACGUAGAUUGACCUGGUUUAGGAAAGAAAUCCAAAUAUCAAGUCAAUUUAUUGUUUGUAAUAUCUGGGGCACUCACAUUGUCUGACAGAAAUAUGAAAAAUACCAAAACAAAAGAACACUCCAUGGCAUGAAAAAUCCUUCUGAAAUAUGACCACUCUAAUCUAAGUUUAGCAGGGAAGAAUAUGUGCAGCAUGCAGAUGACCAUGGUCUGUAGGUUUUUAAUCACAGACAUUACACCAUUAGUGAUUAAGGUUGAGUUCACUUAUUACACCUCCACCUGUUUCUGACCAUGUUCACCAGUCCCAAGUUACUUUGUACAGUUCUUCACAUACAAUUGUAGCUCUCAGUUGGCUCCAUCUGUUCUCUUUGGAUGGGAGGUUUGUCUGAACAGUGAUCAACAGGGUAAUACAGCACUGUUUUAUGUUUUAUCUAGGAGAUCUCAAAAGGACUGAUCUAAUUUUUUAAUGUUAUUAUUGUGUAAUAUCAGAUUGGUUGGGUGGGGGUGGGGGAUUGUUUAUCAUUUUUCUUCUAGACGUGAGAGCAACCUUAAAACCACACGCAUUGUGGUGUGAAUGGGUGACAUUUUCUCUAUCAGCAGAAUGAAUGUAAUUUGGGAGCUGGCUAGCACAUGGGACCUAAUAUUGGUGUCUCAGUCACUGUGCUUGUCUUUUUUUGUUUGCUGGUUUACCAUGUCCAAUUGUAAUUUCUCAUGUUGCUCACGAAGCAAGUAUACAUCCGAAACGUUAUACCAAAUAAUCGUAUCAUUGUGCUCAUCUGGAUUAUGAUACAGAUUUGCUUGGUUUAGUUCUAAGGUUGCUCUCUAGUUUAAAGGGCCUUAUGUGUUUGUGGUUGUCUGUUUCAAUGCAGACCAUGUCCAAUACACUCCAAUUGGGCACAGAGGGCCCAAUACCAACACUACCCCCUGGUUAUUCAUUGAAUUUGUUUUCAGACAGUCCUUCACCAUCUACCCCCCUUCACUGUGUUUACCCAGAUGAUACGUUCACACAUAUUUCAUAUGUAUUUUAGGUCUAAAAAGUGUCCCUUUCCUGUGUUUUGUCCUGUCAACCAACCUCUGGGGCUUUUUUAUUUUAAGUUAUUCACCAGGAUCAUGUCUAUUGGAUAAGUCAUGUUGGAUAGGAAAAAAACAUAGAAAUAUAAUUAUUUUUCAAGUCCGGUUUUGUAGUUAUAUUCAUUCUAUUAUUUUAUUCCCCUUAUGUCCAGUAGGUGUAAUCUUGAUCACUUUUGACAAACUGCCCUGUGGAUAUUUUGUUUAAAAGAGAAAUGUCUUAUGUGAGGUCAUUGUAAAGUGAAUGGGGAAUCUGAACUUGUAAUGUAGCAAAGCAGGAGUGUACAGUGAUUGUGGGGGAGAAAAAGGAAAACAACAAAAGAAAGUCCAAUAAAUGUUUUUAUUAACAA